ACAGGAGUGAUACAGUGAUUUCCAUUAAGGGCAGUGGGCGGCGCGCACACACAGCCUGUCUUAUUGCGAUAUACGUGAGUGCGCGUUCAUUAUCAACCAACCAGCCAGCGAGCCCGCACUCCUCCAACCAAACCCAGCCGAACCACACCGAGCCGAGCCAGAGCCACUGGAGCAUUUAGCCGUGCCGCCCCGCACAGAGGCAGCAGAGGAGGAAUGAUGACCUGGUAGCGCAUCUUUACGCACCCGACCCGCCGUCCGUCCCUUAUAAAUCCACAAUCUGCCUCUUUACGUUUAAUUCUCUCACCGAGACCAUGGAGACGGCAGUUUCCAGGACCGAUAUUCUCAUCUCUCAACUGCUCCUUUUCAGCCAAAUAGUUGUGGCAGCGGAGCCGCUGGUCCGAGGCCUGAGAAAACUCCCUGAAGAUAUCGACUGGUCAUAUUCAGGUGUCCUGAGCCAGCGCAACUGGGGUAAGAAGUACCCAGCCUGUAACAGUGCUAGGCAGUCUCCUGUGGACAUCGACGAGACCUUUACCCAAGUCAGGCUGCAGUACCAGAAUCUACAGUUAGAGGGCUGGAACAAACUGACGGCAGAGUCCAGCACCAUCCACAAUGACGGGAAGACAGUGUCCAUCAGUGUGGAGGGGGAGUUCUUCGUCAGUGGAGGAGGGCUGAGCUCCAGGUUCCGUGUUGGUAGGAUCACCUUCCACUGGGGGCGCUGCAAUGCAACAUCAGACGGGUCUGAACACAGCCUGAACGGGAUGAAAUACCCUCUGGAGAUGCAGAUCUACAGUUAUGAUCCAGAUGACUUUCAAAGUCUGGAUGAUGCUAUUAGGGAAGGAGGGAGGAUCUCUGCCUUAGUCGUGCUCUUUGAGAUCGGAUUGGAAGACAGCGAGAACUUCAUUCCUGUAAUAGAAGCCGUCAACACGGUCAGCAGGUUUGGUAAGAGCGGGUCGAUAGAAGCUUUCACCUUAAGGUCCUUGCUGCCUAAUAACACAGAUAAAUAUUACAUCUACAACGGCUCACUAACUGCUCCUCCCUGCUCGGAAACGGUGGAAUGGAUCAUCUUUAAACACACUGUGGCCAUAUCUGAGACACAGUUGGAGGUGUUUUGUGAGGUGCUGACCAUGGAGCAGGCCGGGUAUGUGAUGCUGACGGAUUACCUGCAGAACAACUUCAGGGAGCAGCAGCAACAGUUCAUGGGUCAGGUGUUUGCCUCGUACACCGGAGUGGAGGACGUGCUCACACCCACCUGCAGCUCGGAGCCAGAGAACGUUCAGGCUGACGCCCAGAACGACACAACUAUCGUAGUGACAUGGGAACGUCCCCGUGUGGUUUACGACACAACCAUCGACUGGUACACCGUCACCUACCAGAGGCUGCAGGGUCAAGACCAGAGCAAGCAGGAGUACAGGACAGACGGGGACCAGGACGUGGGCGCCAUCAUCCCCAGUCUGCUGGCCAACAGCAGCUAUGUGGUUCAGGUGGUUGCGUUUUGCACCAACGGACUCAGAGGACGAUGGAGCGACCAGAUUAUAGUGGACAUGCCGUUAGAGGACCCUGAAAGUGAUUCAGAUCCUGAUGCUGUCGCAAAAGAUCUGGAAGGCACCAGGGAGUUCUCAUCUAGAGCCAAAGCAGAGAGGCCAGAGAACCAGAAUCAGGUGGAUUUUUCUCCAGACGACCACAGCCCCGUGGAGGAGAUCCCAGUGGAGCAGACCAGGGUUUACCAGAACCAACCUACAUACCACCACAAUCUCCCAGUGCAGGUCAGCACCCGUUCAACCCCAGAGACCCCGUCUGAGUCUGCUGUUCUACAGAAAACUGGACUCAACCAGAAUAUAAAAAAGAAACCAGACCAGAGCAGGUCUAAACCCGAUGAUAUGGAUCAGAACUGGAUUUACGAGGAUAGUGAUCCAACGCACCGGCCAAUCACUAAAGCAGGUUUUGAUGGCAACGGUGCAAUAUGGGUGACUGAGGUAACAGAGCAGCCGGGCUUCCUGUUUCCAGUUGCUCGGACGACCACACUGCCGACGAUCCGCCGACAAAUCACAGAGGAGGCCUCGCUGUCAGUGUUGCCACAACAGUCAGGAGAUCACAGUUCACUAGACCAAGCUGGAGAGAGUGGGCUCCCUUCUCCCCAGUCAGAUCUCUACACCCCUCCUGUGGAGGACAUGCAAGUCACAGAUAUCUUCUAUGAAGACACAGUCAACAACUUCCCACUAGAAACAACCACUUCUGCUGCAACAGUGUCUGCUGCUGCUGCUGCCGUGUUGCCAGGUGAUAAAGUGGACAAAGUCUCCCUGUCGUCCUCUGGAGAUGAUGAUGCCCCUGUGAACAAACCCUAUCCAGACACCGUGACCUCGGUUUCCUCCACCUAAUCCCCCGUCUGGAUCACGGCGAGGGCGGCAACUGCCAGCAACACACUGGCUGAGUCUGUCUACAAAACAUUCACAACCUCCUCUCUUCUCAGGGUGCUGAUGCACACAACCCAGCCCAUGUUUAACGAGGGCAGCAACAGCAGCCAUGAGUCUCGGGUCGGCCUGGUUGGAGGUGUGGAGAGGGAGAAGAGGACAGUUGUUCCUCUGGCUGUCGUCUCCACUCUCACCAUACUCUGUCUGCUGGUACUAGUGGGCAUACUCGUCUACUGGAGAAACUGUUUCCAGGCAGCUAAUUUCUACCCAGAUGACAGCGCGUCACCUAAAGUCAUUUCAGCUCCAUCUACACCACUGCUGCUGGCCACAGAUGGUCACGAGCCACUGACAGUGAAACAGUUUGUGAAGCAUGUGAUGGAGCUGCACACCACCAACACCUUCUCCAAGGAGUUUGAGAUUGUCAAAGAAUCCUAUGAGGAAGUACAGGCGUGCACGGUGGACAUGGGCAUCACUGCUGACAGCUCCAAUCACCCUGACAACAAAAGCAAGAACAGAUACAUAAACAUACUGGCCUAUGAUCACAGUAGAGUCAAACUCUCCAACAGUUUGGACAGAGACGGGAAAUGUGGAGACUACAUCAAUGCUAACUUUGUAGAUGGCUACGAGCGAACGAGAGCAUACAUCGCAGCUCAGGGGCCUCUCAGAGCGAGCAGGGAAGACUUCUGGAGGAUGAUCUGGCAGCAGAAUGUUGGAGUUAUUGUCAUGAUCACCAACCUCAAGGAAAAAGGACGGACAAAAUGUGACCAGUACUGGCCGGAGGAGAACCAGGAGGAAUACGGUCCCUACCAGGUGACCCUGAAAAGCAGCAAAACCCUCGCUUACUACACACUGCGGACGUUCACUGUCAGAGACACUACAAAUAAGGCUUCUCAGAGGAGAGUUGAACACACAGUCCUUCAUUAUCACUACACCCAGUGGCCAGACAUGGGUGUCCCAGAAUACACCCUGCCUGUGCUGUCCUUCAUCAGAGCAUCCUCCCAGGCGCGAACACAAGAGAUGGGACCUGUACUGGUACACUGCAGUGCCGGUGUAGGAAGGACAGGAACCUACAUCGUGAUUGACAGCAUGCUGCAGCAGAUCCAGGAUCAGGGUACAGUGAACGUCCUUGGUUUCUUAAAGCAUGUCCGGACGCAGAGGAACUUCCUGGUUCAGACGGAGGAGCAGUACGUGUUCAUCCAUGACACUCUGGUGGAGGCCAUCUUGAGCCGUGGCACCUUAGUGACCUCUGACCUCCUCCACACUUAUGUGUCUGACCUUCUGAUCCCUGGGGCGUCAGGCAGGACACGCAUGGACAAACAGUUCAAGUUGAUCAGUCAGCGUCAGGCGAAGCACGCAGACUACAGCACUGCCCUGAGAGACGGCAAUGCUGAGAGGAACAGGGCCAGAGCUCUGAUGCCUGUGGAAAGAUCAAGAGUGUGUCUGACCACUUCAGAGACAAACUCCACAGGGUACAUCAAUGCCUCCUACGUCAUGGGACAUCACCACAGCAAGGAGUUCAUAGUGAGCCAGACUCCUCUGAGCAGCACGGUCGCAGAUUUCUGGAGAAUGAUCUGGGAACGCAGCACACACACUGUUGUCCGUCUGCCAGACACACACUGUCAGAGUGAAGAGGCUGAGUCGUGUGUUUACUGGCCCAGUAAAGACCAGCCACUGAACUUUGAGGGUUUCACUGUGUCAUAUUUGGGGGAGGAGCAUGUGUGUCUGUCCAAUGACGAGAGGCUUUUGGUGCAGGACUUUACACUGGACUCUCCACAGAACAAUUAUGUGUUGGAGGUGCGUCAGUACAGCGCCUCCUGCUGGCCCAACCCGGACAGUCCCAUCAGGAACAGUUUUGAUCUGGUCAGCACAGUCAGAGAGCACAGCAGACAUUCAGACAGUCCGACAGUCGUGCAUGAUCCGUUGGGAGGUGCUACAUCAGGGCUGUUCUGUGCCCUCACCACCCUGUCCAGUCAGCUAGAGGAGGAGGGAGCAGUCGAUGUUUACCAGGUGGCACGGAUGACCAACCUCAUGAGGCCUGGGGUUUUUAAUGAUAUUGAGCAGUACCAGUAUCUGUACCGAGCAGUGCUGAGUCUGGUGAGCAGCCAGGAAGACCAGAGAGCCCUGCAGAGUCCAGAAACCAAUGGAUCUGUACCACUGGGACAGACGAACAUCGCUGAGAGCUUGGAGUCACUUAUGUAGACACACUCACACACACUAACACAGACAAAGACACAGACGCAUGCACACACAUACACAGAAUUCACACCAGUAUAGACUGACUAUCAUGUCAGAUAGAGUGGCCAAUUGGUCAUACGCGUCCUUUUAAAGGGACAGUUCACCCAAAAAUCAAAUAUACAUAUUUUCCCUCUUUAACAUAGUACUAUUUAUUAUUUUA
Messenger RNA from Epinephelus lanceolatus (giant grouper), 4803 nucleotides. RefSeq names its product protein tyrosine phosphatase receptor type Z1b (gene ptprz1b). NCBI's taxonomy places the organism in Eukaryota, Metazoa, Chordata, Actinopteri, Perciformes, Serranidae. Gene Ontology annotation, molecular function: zinc ion binding; carbonate dehydratase activity; protein tyrosine phosphatase activity. The record is from RefSeq and is a predicted model, not a curated record. Gene Ontology annotation, biological process: peptidyl-tyrosine dephosphorylation. Gene Ontology annotation, cellular component: plasma membrane.